CAAUUUGAUAGCCAAACUUGGAAAAACAAGUUAGCAAAUCCCAAGUAGGAAUUCUAAAAUAUUUCGUUUUCCCUGCGUACUUUAGCAAACUCAUGAAGAAGAGGAAGAAGAGGAAGAAGAAGAAGAAGAAGAAGAAGAAGCUUCACAGUUACCAUUUUCAAAUAGAAGAACCAUGGCAGCAGUAAAAUCCCAUAUUCUCCAAAAGAGUGAAGUUGAAGUUGAAGUUGAAGGGAUAGAAGAGUCAAAACAGACCAUUGAUGUAAGGGCUUUUAAUUUGCCCCCAUUUCUCAGUCGGGUUUGUUCUAGAUCGCUUUCAGUCACAAAACCGGAUUCAGCUUUCAACUUUGUUCUUUUCUUCAACCACACAUAAAUUUUUUGACGGCUACCCUUACCUGCAAUUUAUCCCUUAGCAUUAAAGAAUGCGAAAUUCCAUAUGGGUUUUCUUCAUAACCUCGUUUCCCCUGCUCCACUGCUGCAAAUUUCGUAAUUCUUGCAGUUUUCCGGUGAAGUAGGCCGACUGUAUGCUGAGUUUUACUGGGAAGCCGCAAGUUUAUUUGUAUUCAUUUCAAAUGAGUUUGUUCUAGAUCGCUUACAGUUGCAAACCAGAUUCAAGCUCUGUUUUUUCAAAAUCCCAUCUGGGUUUUCUUUAGAACUUCGUCUCCUACUGCUAUCCUGUUGUAAUUUUUCUUAAUUCCGGUGAUUUAUCUGGCGAAGUAAGCCGAAUAGUUCGUGGGUUUGUUGGGCUUCAACUGUAAAAAUGGGUAACAAUUUUAUUUGCAUGAAGAAGAAGGAUUGGGAAGUUGUAGGUUCAAAGAGCAAGAGGCAUGGGCGAUCGCAGAGGAAAAUGCCGGCAGAAGAGGAGCUCUUGCACAGACAAGCCUUGUCGAUUGCACUUCAUCAGCACCAGAUGUCGCAGAGAUUCGAUGGGUCGAUGUCGAGGAGAAUUGGAUCUACUAGCGCCCGAUUUGGGUCCACAAGCUCGCGGAGGAGGACGCUUUCUGAUCCCUUCUCCAAUGGAAAACAGGUCCCAGAAUUUCUGGAGAAUCUCAAAACAAAGAAAGUUGUUCUAGUUCAUGGAGCAGGAUUUGGAGCAUGGUGUUGGUACAAGACUAUUGCUUUGUUGGAAGAAGUAGGAUUGCUUCCCGUUGCCUUAGAUCUAAUGGGAUCAGGAAUUGAUCAGUCGGAUCCAAACAGUAUAACAACUCUGGCCGACUAUGUGAAGCCUUUGGUUGAGUAUCUACAUAACCUUCCUGAGGAUGAACAGGUACUUUUGGUGGGUCACAGUUGUGGGGGUGCAAGCAUCUCUUACGUUUUGGAGUAUUACCCAAAGAAGAUUUCAAAAGCCAUUUUUCUAUGCGGUACAAUGGUGGCAGAUGGCCAGAAGCCUUUUGAUGUUUUUGCUGAAGAGUUAGGGUCUAUUGAGAGUUUUAUGCAAGAAUCUCAACUUUUGAUGUAUGGUAAUGGGAAAGAUAAACCCCCUACCAGUCUCAUGCUUGAGAAGCAGCAAAUGAAGGGAUUGUACUUCAACCAGUGUUCUGAUAAGGAUAUUGCAUUGGCUACAGUUUCAAUGAGACCCAUCCCUCUAGGACCGAUCAUGGAGAAGGUCUCAAUGUCACCCGAGAAUUAUGUCUCCUCAAGGCGGUUUUACAUACAAACACUCGAGGAUCAUGCACUGUCACCGGACGUGCAGGAAAAGCUUGUUAGGGAAAACCCACCUGAAGGAGUCUUCAAGAUCAAAGGCAGUGAUCACUGCCCAUUCUUCUCAAAGCCACAGUCACUGCACAAAAUCUUGCUUGAAAUUGCACAAAUUCCAUAGCUAAAUCACUGAAUGCCACAGGGAUUCUCCUUUGACAGAUGUCUAGGUGGUGUUUGCCUCCACCAGAAGAGCAAGGCUGCUGCUGUUUAAUUGAAGAUGCAUAGUCAUCUGUGAUCUAUUCAUUCAGGUCGGAUAUAAGGAGGGGGUGUUUAACAUAUGUGGUUGACGAAAAGGUUUUGGAGGGUUAAUGUCGUGGUUUUCAUGUUGAGGGUAUAAUGGUAAUUUAGUAUGUGGAUAGAACGAGGGUCAUGGGCAUUAUAUAAAUAGUCUGGGAGAGGCUGCCCUGAAAGGCAGUGUGACAUCUUCACCAGCACGGUGGCCAAUGGAGGUGCACGCGAAAGAAUCAAUAGGGGUGGGAUUUCCAUCUUUCAUGAGGGGCAAGGCAAUCAAUUCGUCCAUCUGUGUUUGGAUGUAGGGGUCACGUUGCCUUUUAAGCUUCUUUUUUCCAAAUAGUCUACAGGCUCUCUUUGGUAUGAUUUAUAUUUAUUUUAUAUUGUAUUUGUGAAAAAUCAUUUACAUUAAUAACUUGUGGAUCGUAAAUAAGUCAUUUAGUACGAAUAGUUAGAAUGAUUUGUAUGAUGAAAAA
Molecule: messenger RNA, 2402 nt
Organism: Macadamia integrifolia
Lineage: Eukaryota; Viridiplantae; Streptophyta; Magnoliopsida; Proteales; Proteaceae
Product: putative methylesterase 12, chloroplastic
Exons: 5
Coding region: 758-1816 (352 amino acids)
Biological process (GO): jasmonic acid metabolic process; salicylic acid metabolic process
Molecular function (GO): methyl indole-3-acetate esterase activity; methyl jasmonate esterase activity; methyl salicylate esterase activity
Source: RefSeq, a predicted model, not a curated record